Molecule: messenger RNA, 163 nt
Organism: Amoebophrya sp. A120
Lineage: Eukaryota; Dinophyceae; Syndiniales; Amoebophryaceae
Source: the annotation of a GenBank genome assembly
AUGCAUUCCAUCACCAACGACACCAGUUACGGGGACUUCAAUCUGAACACGCACCGGUCUUCCUUUUCCGCCAAUCUGCAGCACCAGGCGCCUGAUUUGCGAACGUUAAACACCUUUCUGGAGCACUUGUCGCGGAAAGCGAACAACAACUUGCUGCUCGGUU